Molecule: messenger RNA, 1740 nt
Organism: Auxenochlorella protothecoides
Lineage: Eukaryota; Viridiplantae; Chlorophyta; Trebouxiophyceae; Chlorellales; Chlorellaceae
Product: Protein CYPRO4
Exons: 9
Coding region: 1-1740 (579 amino acids)
Cellular component (GO): nucleus; cytoplasm
Molecular function (GO): protein binding
Source: RefSeq, a predicted model, not a curated record
AUGGGGAACAGUGGAUCCGCCCCGGAACCGGACACGGAUGAGUUCUCCUCCCCGGCGCCCGCCCAGGAGCCCGCUGGUCUGACCCUGUACAAGGGGGAGAGGAACAGCAAGGGUGAUUUCCAGUGGAAGGAGGCGGCAGGCGGCAUCCACGCCAGCCUGUAUGACGCCAAUGAGGACGCGACGGGCCGCAGGCCCGAGUGGCACUUUGAGCUGGAGGGGGGUCCCGUCGACCUGAACGCCGUCAUCGACGACGACUUCGUCUUCGACCUGGCCUCCCGCCGCGUGCUCUUCACCGUGGACAACACCAUCUGGGCCCUGCACACGCCGGCAGGGGGAGUUUUCGAGGCCCUGCAUGCAAAGUACGAGCGCGCCCUCUUCGAGAACAAGUGGGGCCUGGAGGACACCCUGGAGAACAGGAAUAAGAUCAUGGGCACCGACGGGCUGCAGAUGAUCGGGAAGGAGACCGCGGAGUCGCUGCGCGCCUGGGCCGAUGACAUGGACGUCGACGUGCCGACGGCAGCGGAGCUGAGUACGCCGCCUAGGGAGCGGCUGGUGGGCCGCCGCGAUGCGAUCCACGGCCUGGUCAUGGGGGCGGGGGACCGCAGCUACCUGAUCCGGGACGGCGAGAUCAACGUCAUGCGCAAUGUGCUGGGGGGCAUGGAGGACGCAGCGGUGAAGCUGUCUUUUGGAAUGCCCGAGUCGGGGGGCACCCCCGGGACGGGCCGGCGCAGCACUCGGCGCUCAUCCCUGGGCCCCGCAGCCGCCUCGGGCGGCGGCUCGCUCACGCCCUCUCGCGCGCUGCUCAUGGCAGCCGAGUCCAAGAUGGCCAUGCUGACGCCGCUGCGCAAGUCCAACCUCAUCCAGGCCGACAUCGAGACGGGGCGCGUGGUGAGUGAGUGGUCCUUCCAGAAGGAUGGUGUGGACAUCCCCAUGGACGACAUCGUGGGCGACACCAAAGCCUCGCAGCUGGAGGACCGGCAGACCUUCCUGGGCCUGGGCACCAACCGGCUGGUCCGCUGGGACAUGCGCGACCGGGCGGGGGUGGUGCAGGAGAUGGGGUCGCCGAUCGUGCAGUAUGCCGGUGGCAAGGACUAUGCGCGCAACACCAACUUCACCUGCAUGGCCACCAGCGGCGACGGGUACGUGGUGGUGGGCUCCCAGGACGGGCGGGUGCGGCUGUACAGCGAGAGCACACUGACCCAGGCGCGCACCAGCAUCCCCUCCCUGGGCUACCCCAUCACCGACGUGGAUGUGACCUACGACGGGCGCUGGGUGGUGGCCACCGCCGCGCACUACCUCAUGGUGGUCAUGACCACCUACCGGCCGCCGGGGUCGGAGGCCACGCUCUGCGGCUUCACCUCGCGCAUGGGCGCCAACAGCCCCGCGCCCCGCCUUCUGCGCCUCCGCCUUGAAGACGCGUUGCGCACGGGCAACAAGCCAUUGCAGAAGGGGCGGUUCACCUGGGUCACGGAGCGCGGGCGCCAGGAGCGGUGGGUGGUGGCCUCCUGUGGCAGCUACACCGUGCGCUGGAACCUGCGGGUGGUCAAGACGGCCAAUGCGCAGACCGUGAGCGGGGGCGGACUGACCACCGUCGACCAGUACCAGCUGCUGUCCAAGGAGGAGCAUGUGGUGGACUCCGCCUUCAUGCACGACAACUUUGCCAGGAGUCAUGGAGAGUCCAUGGUGGUGGUCACCGACAACCAUGUGUACAACAUCAACGAUGACGAGGACAGCUCUUGA